CUGACCCCACACUCAGCAGUCCUGACGCCUCCAGGGACCCUCCACACCACACACAUGGCCUGCUACGACCUCUGCCGCCCCUGCGGACCCACCCCGCUGGCUAACAGCUGCAACGAGCCCUGUGUCAGGCAGUGCGAGGACUCCCGCGUCGUCAUCCAGCCUUCCACCGUGCUCGUCACCCUGCCAGGACCCAUCCUCAGCUCCUUCCCACAGAACACUGCCGUCGGAUCCUCCUCAUCCGCUGCCGUGGGCAACAUCCUCAGCUCCCAGGGAGUGCCUGUCUCCUCCGGAGGCUUCGGCUACGGCUAUGGCUUUGGAGGCCUGGGCUGCUUCGGUGGCAGAAGAGGCUGCUACCCCUGCUAA
Gavia stellata (red-throated loon) is the source of this 363-nucleotide messenger RNA. RefSeq names its product feather keratin-like. The transcript has 2 exons. Gene Ontology annotation, cellular component: intermediate filament. Bases 55 to 363 code for a protein of 102 amino acids. Gene Ontology annotation, molecular function: structural constituent of cytoskeleton. The record is from RefSeq and is a predicted model, not a curated record. Lineage: Eukaryota; Metazoa; Chordata; Aves; Gaviiformes; Gaviidae.